AUGGCUUCCCAUCAAAAUAUUUUGACAAGAAGUUUGUAGAUUUUGUCCUUAUAAUUCCAUAGGCUGUAGGCCACUAUUGACUUUCCUGGAAACGACAUUUUGUGCUGUUAGAUGUGAGGCACCUGUAUCGAAAUGGUUUGAGGUCUCUGGAUCAAGAUCAAAAUGGAGAAGUAUGAAACCAUUGCGGAGAUUGGGAGAGGAGCUGGUGGCCCUGUGUAUCAGGUGCGGAAUAAGGAAAAUAACAAAUUUGCUGCCCUAAAGCGAUUGGAAAUUAACGAGAAGAAAAAGACGAAAACUAAAGAUGCUGUCUGUCGCGAAGCCAGUAUCCUCUCCAAAUUGAAGCAUCCACACAUUGUUGCAUAUCACGAUUCGUUCUUCGAUGAAGACCAGCGCUAUCUCUGCAUCGUUCAGGAUUAUUGCGAUGGAGGAACACUUGACGAUCGGAUACGACAGGCGGAGAAGAAAAAUGAGCAUUUUCCAGAGAACCAGAUUAUGCAGUGGUUUAUUCAGAUCGUGAUGGCCGUCCAGUACAUGCAUUCAAAUAAAGUCUUACACAGAGAUAUCAAACCACAGAACGUGUUUAUGACGAAGAAAGGUGUGGUCAAACUCGGUGAUUUUGGAAUCUCUAAAACAUUAGAGAGCACAAUCGAUGUGGCCAAAACCUGUGUUGGAACACCGUGCUACUUGAGUCCAGAGUUGUGUACAGACGUCCCGUACAGUUCCAAGUCGGAUGUUUGGGCGGUCGGCUGUCUGUUGUAUGAGAUGUGUGCCCACCGUGUUGCAUUUGACGGCCAGAGCCUUGCUGGGUUAUUUUAUAAGAUAAUUCAAGCAGAAUUUCAGGAAGUCCCGGCUCAUUGCUCGGCUAAAAUGCGUGAUCUCAUCAAGGCGACUUUGACAAAGACUCCUGAAGACAGACCAAGUGCCAGUAAUAUUCUAAACAUGCCAUUCGUCCGUGAGCACCUCGAUCGCUUUGUCGAAGAGAAGGAAUACCUCCAGCAGCAGCGAGAAUUAAAGAUGUCGCCAGCGAACACGCUCGAUAAAAAAGGAAGCAAAUUAUUCCGGCCCAAAACGUCGCCAGUCAAAUCAUUGAAGUACCUCUCGCCGAAUUCCACCCUCGGAUCUGAAGACCAGAGUCCAUCGCUUCAGAGGAAACGACCCGUGUCAAGUGCUGCUCUCUAUUGUGGUAAUCUAUCAGUGCCAAAUGACUCGUUAAAGAGCUCAUCGUUAAAUAGCAGUUUAACCGGAAGUGAGGCAGAAGUCGAUCAAACAGCUAAUAACCACCAGGAACCGGAUUACGCCGAUGACUUUGAACCUCUGGAUGAGGAGCAAGAACAUUCCGAUCAGUCAGACGUGGACGAAGCAUACAGAGAUGUACUCCAAAGACCAGAUAUCCCUGAGGAGCUUCCUGAUGGAGCGUAUGGGUUGGACGAGGAUGGCCGACGGGCUGCUGCUGCUGCUGAUUCAGAUUCUGAGGAGGGGGAUGAACCAGAAUAUGAUGAUGAUUUCGAGGAAUACAUGUCUGACGAGGAUUUGGAUCAGAUCGUGACGACGGCCAAACAGACGCAGGACCGGGUUGACCGGAAGGUGGGAAGUGACGAGGAAUACGUCGAGGAGGCGAGGCCAGAGAGUAACGCGUCUCUCAGGAGGAACAUGAUCAUGCAGCACUGUGAAGAGGUUAUAGGGAAAGCGAAAUUCAAAGAACUGCAGAAAUACUGGGGCGAUGUGGACACGAGGCCGCAAUUUGAUCACAUCGUCGGCAACGAACACAAAGAGACAUGUUACCUUGUUAUCGAACUCUUAAAUGCCGCUAUAGAAUGAUGAGGGCAAACCAAGGAGACUGAUGUUUUCCGUCCAUAAUUUUCAUGAAACAGAUGAUUGGUGGUUCAGAGAUAGAAGUGCUUGUUUUACAAACAAAGAAGCUGUGAAUGUGAUGUUGAGAUAUUGAGGGAACUGCUGUCAUUUGAUUGAUCUUUUUCAUCCACAAUUUCUGACGAUUUGCAAAAUAUGAUUAAGGUUUAAAGAUAGAAGUGCUUUAUUUACACACAAAGAAGUUGUGAAUGUGAUUUUGAGAUCACAGAGGAACCUGUGUCAUUCGAUAACUCUUUUCGACCACACUUUGCUUUCGCCAAAUCUGAUCAAAUUACAGAAAAGGUGCUUUAUUUUGCUUACAGUGUGGUUCUGAAUAAGCUGCAAUCUGUCGGGUGAUGAUUCAGCGAUUCCUAAUAGGGUACUUUAGCAAUAAUUUGAGUCUGAUCAGAACAAAAGCUUGCUUCACUUCAGCUUAUUGUCGUAGUUUACUAGCCUGACGUGAGGGGAAAGGUCAUUUUCAGGUCACUGAGAUUUAGCGACAAAGGUGGAGGACUUUGGGGAUUGACCCCCAUAUUUUAACGGGACAGAGGAGGGGUAGAAAGCUAUCUUUCGACUGGCACCCCGUUUUCCCCCCUGCUGAAAUAAGUAAAACUAAUCCGUCCAACACUUAAGAGUAGUACCGUAGUACUAGUAGUAGCAAGUACAGAUUAGAGAGGUUACCAGAACCUGCUGUCCAUGGGCGGGUUGACCCACAGUACCUGUUGUCCAGUAAAUGUAUUUAUAAGAUUUGAUCAUGAAUAUUGUCCAAUUUAAGUUUGCUAUUGUGAAUGUUUGUGUAUAUAUGAUGUUUUGGCUUCAGUUUUUAAAAGUAGAUGAUGGACUAAUAAUCCAGCCACUACAAUUCCCACUGUUUGGUUCAGUGCAUGAAGGCCCUGGCGAUUUAGCAGCAUCUCGUGGGGAAAUUUGGUGGGAAUAACCUUAAAACAGUAUGGGAUAUCGAUUUAGAUGUACAGCAGAACCUCCCUUAGCGGAUACCUCUCUAUUAAGUAUGCCCUCUCUAUUAAGGACACUACUUUUGGCUGUUUUAACCCAGAUUUAGCUAGAACUCCUUGGCAGUUCAUGAAGGGAGUAUGUCUAGGAUGACAAAAUUAAUGAACUGCCUUGGGAGUGUGGGUUGGGUUCCUAGUCAUGAAGUGGCUUGCCAGAUUUAAAUAAACAAAUUUAUUUUUAA
Messenger RNA from Lineus longissimus, 3040 nucleotides. RefSeq lists its product as uncharacterized. Gene Ontology annotation, molecular function: protein kinase activity; ATP binding. Lineage: Eukaryota; Metazoa; Nemertea; Pilidiophora; Heteronemertea; Lineidae. The record is from RefSeq and is a predicted model, not a curated record. The coding region runs from base 163 to 1818 and encodes 551 amino acids. The transcript is spliced from 14 exons. Gene Ontology annotation, biological process: protein phosphorylation.